UUUAAUGGAGGGAAUGGGGAAGGGAAAAAUCAGACUACACGAAGAAAUUAUUGCAACGCCUCCCAAGAAUCCUAUCGAUUUUCCAGACCCAAAGAAGAAGAUCCAGACAAGCUCUUCCGGGGUAGGACAUUUCGAGAAGAAUCAAUCUUGAAGGGUAGUCAUCAGAGUUGCAGUUUUGAAUGUUUUACUUGCAUAACACUUGAUCGGUGGUUGUCAAGGCUGACUGGGGGGAUAGGGAGAGUUAUGGGGGGGAUGAAGCUGGUGGCGCUGAUGAUUUUUGCGGUGCUUUCUGUUACAUCGGCGGCGGAGAAAUGGUGGAAGCUAGAUUCCAGACGAGUCUUUUCUUCACCGUCGGCGGUCAAAUCUAUGCGCACUUCUUCCAUAGUACUCCCACUUCACGGCAAUGUUUAUCCCCAUGGUUUUUAUUUUACCCAAGUCAAUAUAGGGACGCCGCCAAAGCCCUACUUUCUUGAUCCUGACACUGGCAGUGACCUCACGUGGCUUCAGUGUGAUGCUCCCUGUAGUCGCUGCACGAAGACACCUCACCCACUAUACAAGCCCAAUACUGAACUUAUUGGCUGUAAGGACCCUCUUUGUGCCUCAUUGCAGUCGGGUGAACAGAACUGUGAGACUCUGGAACAAUGUGAUUAUGAGGUUCAGUAUGCAGAUGGGGCUUCUACUCUUGGUGUCCUUCUUACUGACGUUUUCUCUCUCAGCCUUACCAGUGGGGCUGAGAUUGAUCCUAGGCUAGUUAUUGGAUGUGGAUACGACCAGGUAAUUGGUCACUCUCACCAUCCAGUAGAUGGCGUACUUGGACUGGGAAAAGGACCAACAAGCAUUCUUUCACAGCUUAAGAAAAUGGGUCUGGUGCGAAAUGUUGUUGGCCAUUGUUUGGGUGGGCAAGGAGGGUAUCUCUUCCUUGGCGAUCAAGUCUAUGAUGCUUCAGAAGUAGUUUGGACUCCAAUGUUGCAUGAUUACAAGAACCACUACUCACCAGGAGUUGCAGAGCUGAGUUUUGAUGGUAUUAGUACAGGGGUUAAAAAUCUUGUAAUCUUUGAUAGUGGGAGCUCUUAUAGUUAUCUACAUUUUGAGGCAUACCGAGCUUUCAUUUCUUUGAUAGAAGAAGGACUGAGUGGCAAGCCUUUGAGAAAAGCGGAUGAUGAUGACACUCUCCCACUAUGCUGGAAGGGCAAGAAGCCUUUGAAAACAGUUCAGGAUGUCAAGCAAUACUUCAAACCUUUUGCACUAGGCUUUUCCAAUGGACAGAAGGCCAAAUCUCUGUUCGAGAUAUCCCCAGAAUCAUAUCUUAUCAUCUCAUCUAAAGGCAGUGUCUGUUUGGGGGUUCUCAAUGGUACAGAAGCAGGCCUGCAAGAUAUUAACAUCAUCGGAGAUAUAUCCAUGCAAAAUAAAAUGGUGAUUUAUGACAAUGAGAAGAAAUCAAUAGGAUGGACCGCUGCAAAGUGUGAUAAUCCAUCAAGAUCAAACUCUUUUCAGAUGUAAAUAGAGAACAUGAUUUCUUAUAUGUGAAAUAGCAAGUGCAGCAUUAUUUAUACACUUAUACUAUCGUAUAUAAGUAAUAAUAAGCAUGAACCAAGCCCAGAGUUGACUUUAUCUUCAACAUUUGUGCUUUGGUUUGCUCUAUGUAUACAUUGUUUGUUAUUCCAAUUGUUCCUUUUAUUACGUAGAAGUAAAGGCGUGGUGAGAAUAAUAGGCUAACCCAUUUUCUCUGUAGCCCUCAAUAUCAGAUACAACCUACACAUCAAGAACUUUAGUAUUUGUGCCUCCAUAGGACAUUCAGUGGCAGGCAUCCUUUCUGGCAAAUGCAAAACAAUUUUUUAUCUGAGUUUUAAUUGGAUGUAGAGCUCGCUUGAUCUUCAGUUUUCUACCCUUUUCAAACCCAAAGAUUUUGCAUCAGGUGUGGUGUGGGUGAUCACAGGGUUCUAUGAUUCGAAUGGGUUGGUGGUGUUAUAAGCUCAGUAAUGCUACACGAAUAAUAUACUGAACAUUGUUUAAGGGGCGUUCUUGGCUUUCAUUAGAGUAUAUAUACUAGCAAUGACAUUUUGUAAGCACAGUUUUAAGUGAACCUUUUUUUUUUUUUUUUUUUCUGUAGAGAAUGUAGAAUCUUUGAAACUACUUCACUGUAUUAAGCCAUCCCACGCCAUAUAAGUACAAAAAUGCAAACUCA
Molecule: messenger RNA, 2185 nt
Organism: Cuscuta epithymum
Lineage: Eukaryota; Viridiplantae; Streptophyta; Magnoliopsida; Solanales; Convolvulaceae
Source: the annotation of a GenBank genome assembly